AUGUCUCAAGCACCCUACGGCACUUGGUCCUCCCCGAUCACUGCAGAUGUCCUGGUUCAAUCCAGCAUAACCCUCGCAGAUAUUAUCGUUGACCCCGUCACUCGCGAUAUCUAUCACAUAGAGAAACGUCCAUCUGAGGGUGGACGCGCAGUGAUUGUCGAUAGUAAGAGGGGGAAGGACGUCUUCGGGUCUGGAUGGAAUGCCAAGACACGCGUCCAGGAGUAUGGAGGAGGUGCUGCCUGUGUGUAUGGUGGCGUUGUGUUCUUCUCGCACUCGGAUGGGAGAGUAUACAGCUUGACCCCUGGGAACGAACCAAAGGCAGUCACGCCUGACUCGGUACCUUUUUGGCGAUUCGCGAAUCUCUCCGUCCAUCCUAUACACCGCCAUCUUCUUGUUUCCAUCCUUGAAGACCACACAAACGACACCCCAUCCACCGUCGAGACUUCCCUCGCUCUCAUCAACACGUCUACUCAGUCGGUCACCAUUAUUGCCAAAGGAUCCGACUUUUAUGCCUCACCAGAAUUUUCCCCUGACGGCGCCCAUCUCGCAUACCAAACUUGGAACCAUCCUCACAUGCCUUGGCAGAAGUCUGAAGUCCACGUUGCUGAAGUGGCCCAGGAUACCCACAACCAGACUCUGUCACUGAACGAGAAAAAGAGACUGGCCUGGGACGACAGGGCCGUUAGCGUGGCGUAUCCGAAGUGGCUGGACAAGGACACGCUCUUCUUCCUCAAUGACGAGUCGGGAUUCCAGAACCCUUGGACAUAUUCAGUCUCUUCAGACAGAUCAGCUCCUCUCCUCGCCGCUCCUUUGAACCAGGACUUCUGUUCUCCCGCUUGGGAGCUCGGUUCUUCACCGUACGACUUCCUAGGGGCAUCAGGCAAGCGAGAUGUUGUCCUUUUCUCGGCGAUUAAAGACGGGAGACAUGUUCUAUAUCGUUUCGGACUGGCUAGCAAGGAGCUUGUGCCGGUAGAGAACGGUCUCGUCACGAUCACUACGGUACACGCGAUUGACGAGAGGACAUUCACUGUGAUCGGCGAAUCAUCCACUACACCAUCUGCUGUGGUCCUCUUCACCGUUGAAGCUUCCGCAUCGUCAUCGUCUACCACUACGGAGAAGAUAGUACUCAAAUCAUCCAUGGCUUCGUUGGAUUUCCCUGAAGGCAUCAUCUCAGCAGCUCAGCCGAUGACUCUCGGUGACGAGAAGAAUCCGCUGCACGCUGUCUUUUACCCUCCACGAAACCCGAAGUACACAGGUAGCAACUUAUCGGAGAAACCUCCGUGUAUUGUCCAGCCUCACGGUGGCCCUACACAUAUGUCAGGGCAAGGGCUCAACUGGAUGAUACAGUACUUUACUAGCCGAGGUUGGGCGUGGGUAGACGUCAAUUUCGGAGGCUCCUCUGGCUACGGCAGACAAUAUAUGGAUCGCCUCAACACCUUCUGGGGAAUAACUGACGUGUCCGACUGCGUCCUUGUCGCUUCUUCCCUCUCCUCACCCCCACAUUCGCUAAUCGAUCCCAAUCGCACCGCCAUCCGCGGCCGCUCCUCCGGCGGCUACACGGUCCUGCAAGCCCUAUGCACUCAUCCGGACGCAUUCAAAGCAGGGUGCUCGAAUUUCGGGAUAAGCGAUCUAGUGAAGUUGACGGAGGACACGCAUAAGUUUGAGAGUAAGUAUAUGGAGGGGUUAUUGGGUGGGACAUAUGAGGAGAAGAAACAGGUUUAUGAGGAGAGGAGUCCGGUAAAUUCAGCAGAGAGUAUCAGGGCGCCUUUGCUUAUCUUGCAAGGCACGGAAGAUAGAGUUGUACCUCCAGAGCAAGCGGAUAUCAUUGUGAACAAGAUACGAAAGCAAGGAGGUAAGGUAGAGAAGAUACUCUUCGAGGGUGAGGGCCAUGGUUGGACCAGGGCAGACUCGAUCAAGAGGGCGUUGGAGGCCGAGAGAGAGUUCUAUGAGGAGGUUUUCGUCAUUAAGGCUGGAGUGUUAGCAGAAACGAGAUUGUAA
Messenger RNA from Stereum hirsutum FP-91666 SS1, 1998 nucleotides. Its product is annotated as alpha/beta-hydrolase. Gene Ontology annotation, molecular function: serine-type peptidase activity. Gene Ontology annotation, biological process: proteolysis. The record is from RefSeq and is a predicted model, not a curated record. The coding region runs from base 1 to 1998 and encodes 665 amino acids. The transcript is spliced from 8 exons. Lineage: Eukaryota; Fungi; Basidiomycota; Agaricomycetes; Russulales; Stereaceae.